Closterium sp. Naga37s-1 is the source of this 652-nucleotide messenger RNA. The record is from the annotation of a GenBank genome assembly. Lineage: Eukaryota; Viridiplantae; Streptophyta; Zygnematophyceae; Desmidiales; Closteriaceae.
GAUAUCCGUUCGGGCAUCCGCCCGUUUUGCGGCGGAUAUCCGUUCGGGCAUCCGCCGUUUUGCGGAGGAUAUCCGUUCGGGCAUCCGCCGUUUUGCGGAGGACCGUUCGGGCAUCCGCCCGUUUUGCGGAGGAUAUCCGUUCGGGCAUCCGCCCGUUUUGCGGAGGAUAUCCGUUCGGGCAUCCGCCGUUUUGCGGAUAUCCGUUCGGGCAUCCGCCCGUUUUGCGGAUAUCCGUUCGGGCAUCCGCCCGUUUUGCGGAUAUCCGUUCGGGCAUCCGUCCGUUUUGCGGAUAUCCAUUCGGGCAUCCGCCGUUUUGCGGAUAUCCGUUCGGGCAUCCGCCCGUUUUGCGGAUAUCCGUUCGGGCAUCCGCCCGUUUUGCGGAUAUCCGUUCGGGCAUCCGCCGUUUUGCGGAUAUCCGUUCGGGCAUCCGCCGUUUUGCGGAUAUCCGUUCGGGCAUCGUCCGUUUUGCGGAUAUCCGUUCGGGCAUCCGCCCGUUUUGCGGAUAUCCGUUCGAGCAUCCGUCCGUUUUGCGGAUAUCCGUUCGGGCAUCCGCCGUUUUGCGGAUAUCCGUUCGGGCAUCCGUCUUAUUGCGGAUAUCCGUUCGGGCAUCCGUCGUUUUGCGGAUAUCCGUUCGGAGAUCCGUCUUAUUUAG